Molecule: messenger RNA, 1653 nt
Organism: Labrus mixtus (cuckoo wrasse)
Lineage: Eukaryota; Metazoa; Chordata; Actinopteri; Labriformes; Labridae
Gene: irf2bp1
Product: interferon regulatory factor 2 binding protein 1
Exons: 2
Coding region: 269-1624 (451 amino acids)
Biological process (GO): regulation of transcription by RNA polymerase II
Cellular component (GO): nucleus
Molecular function (GO): transcription corepressor activity
Source: RefSeq, a predicted model, not a curated record
AGCGUCUGUCGGGGAAGCAGUUGACAACAGCCGCCAAGAGCAGGCCGAAGUGGGCAAACACAACAAAUAUAGGAAGAAAAGAGCGAAAUUACUGCAGAGUUUGAAUUUAUUUAAUAAAUUAAGGAUGUUUAACUUUAUUCUGAAGCAGUUUGAAGUCCGUUGAACCGGAAAUUAGUUCGCGAAGAGAGGGCGUGCACCUGUCGAAGAUAAAUAGGUUAACCCUGCUAACGUCUAGCUAGCACGUUAGCUGGCUUGUUUUUUGCAAGACAUGUCGUCCCCGUCCUCCUCCUCCAGGCGCCAGUGGUGCUACCUGUGCGACCUGCCGAAGAUGCCGUGGACGGUGGUGUGGGACUUCAGCGAGGUGGUCUGCCGUGGCUGCGUGAACUACGAGGGAGCUAACCAGAUCGAGUUCCUGAUCGCGAGUGCCCGACAGCUGAAGCGGACACAUGGGAUGCAGGAUGGAAACGUCAGGUCACCUGGUCCUUCGCCGAAUAAACACGCAACAUCUGGCAGAGGGGAAGCAGCAGCGGCGGCGGCGGCGGACGGAGGGAGGCCACACUCGGAGCGUUUCGAAAGGGGGGUAAGAGGAGAAACCACCGGGUCUGCUAUACGAGUGCCCCCCAACGGGCUACACCGUGACGGACAGCCGCCUCCUGAAGUGAACCGCCAGAGUCCCAGCGGCAGCAGGAGACCCAUGCUGGGCGCUGCCAUCCCUCCCAGUUUAGUGACUCAAACCAUUGCAGGGAUUCCCCACGGUCUUCUCACAGGAAUGCCUGCGGGUCUGACCGCCCGGACAGCCCCCAUGAGUAACCCUAUGAUCUUUCCUGCCCCUGUGCUGGCCGAGAUGAGUCGUAGACAGCUGGGCAUAGGGAUGGGGAUAGCCCCCUUUAUCACUCCGGAGCUGGAGCGAGAGCUCAGUUCGUCCCAGAACCAGCCCAAGAUAAUGUCACAAGUCCACUCUGCUGUGGCGGGCAGCAGCAGCAGCAACAGCAAGAGUUCAGGUCUGCCUUCUUCUUCUUCGUCCUCGUCCAUGGCUGGAGGUGUAAGCCAGACCAGCCCAAAGCCUGCCUCAUCUCCAGCCAGGCAACCCCGCCCCCUCACCGCCAGGUCCGGAGGGGAGCCCCUAGGAUCAAGCUCCUCUGCAGAGGCAGCGACCACUGCUGCAGCAUUACCCCACAGUGGGGCCUCUGAACUGGGGUCUGCAUCAGCCAACAAUACCCAUUCGACCGGAAACACUCUUUCCUGCACCUUGUGUCACGAGAGGCUGGAGGACACACACUUUGUUCAGUGUCCGUCAGUGCCAGGACACAGGUUCUGUUUCCCCUGCACCCGAGUGUACAUCCAGAGCCGGCGGGGUGACGGUGAGGUGUACUGCCCCAGCGGGGAGCGCUGUCCGUUGGAUAACUCCCCCAACAGUCCUCCUUGGGCCUUCAUGCAGGGCGAGGUCUCCACCAUACUGGGCACGGGCGGGGCAGGAGCUGCGCCGGCUGCUGCCCCUGGAGCCGGGAACGCGCCGGGACCGGGUCCUGGAGCUGCAGGAGCGUCCUCAUCCGGGGCUGGGAAUGGAUCUGCUGGCGGAGGUGGAAGUGGAGAUGUCACUGUCAAGAAAGAGAGAGAGACGUGAUGAUGAUCGUCAUGGCAACCAGGACCCAA